Dovyalis caffra is the source of this 343-nucleotide messenger RNA. Lineage: Eukaryota; Viridiplantae; Streptophyta; Magnoliopsida; Malpighiales; Salicaceae. The record is from the annotation of a GenBank genome assembly.
AGAGACAGCAAAAAGCUUUAUAAAUGGGCUCCUAUUGGGACAACGUUUUCUCUCUCCCGCCAACUCCAAUGAAGCCAAGCACAUCGAGAAUGAUUCCUGCUGCUCGGCUGAGAACCCUAGCAGCCUUUAUGUGGAGACAGGUGAACUAAGAGCUGAAACUCCAAAAUUUGAUCAGACGAUGAACGUCGAGGCAGCAACAGAUGACAAAUCUCUUUGCUGCCUUUUUUCUUCCAAUCCAACUCGAUGGCGUGCCAUGGAUUUUUAUGGCACUUCUGGUGCUCAUAGUUUUGGUCCUACUUCUCCUCAGAAAUCGUACGUUUGCAAUGGAAUGGAUGGCAAAUAA